CUCAACCGCUUCCGAUAAGCAAAUCUGCGUUCGCAGCUCCAAUCACCACCUCUUGCUGCAACCAAUCAACCAUGUCGUUUUCCGAUUCCGAAACCUCCUCCGGAGCAUCGGAGUACAAGCCGUUCCGCCAAAUCAGCCGUGACCGGUUAUUAUAUGAAAUGCUUAGAUCGGCAAGGUCACCAGAUUCGAAGGCAUGGAAGGUGCUCAUAAUGGAUAAAGUCACUGUGAAAGUUAUGUCACAUUCGUGUAAAAUGGCAGAUAUUACGGACCAAGAGAUUUCCUUGGUGGAAGACCUCUUUCGGAGAAGGCAACCUUUACCAACUUUGGAUGCUGUUUAUUUCAUGCAACCUUCUAAAGAGAAUGUGGUCAUGUUUCUGUCUGAUAUGUCUGGAAGGGAGCCCCUCUAUAAGAAAGCCUAUAUAUUUUUCAGUUCACCGAUCCCAAAGGAACUUGUAAACCACAUCAAGUGUGAUACAAGUGUUUUACCCCGCAUAGGAGCAUUGAGAGAGAUGAAUUUGGAAUAUUUUCCCGUAGAUAGCCAGGGGUUUACUACUGAUCAAGACACAGCAAUGGACGAUCUUUUUGGCAACAUUGAGAAUACUCGCAGAUUUAACUCCUGCUUGAAUAAUAUGGCUAUUCGAAUAGCUACAGUUUUUGCUUCAUUAAAGGAGUUACCAUAUGUGUGGUUUCGUGCUGCAAGGGAAACUGACGACGAGUCUACUGCAGCACAAGUUCGAGAAUUAGUUCCUACAAACCUUGCUAGCGUUGUUUGGGACAUGGUUUCUAAAUAUAAAUCUACCAUUCCAAGUUUUCCACAAGAGGAAACUUGUGAUCUGCUCAUUAUUGACAGAACCGUAGAUCAGAUUGCUCCUGUCAUUCAUGAAUGGACCUAUGAUGCUAUGUGCCAUGAUUUGUUGAAUAUGGAUGGAGAUAAAUAUAUGCAUGAGGUUCCCAGCAAAACCGGGGAUGAACCUGAGAUCAAGGAGGUCAUUCUACAAGAUCAUGAUUCAGUCUGGCUUGAACUUCGCCACGCUCAUAUAGCAGAUGCUAGUGAAAGACUGCAUGACAAGUUUACCAACUUCGUAUCAAAGAACAAAGCAGCACAAAUGCAACAAAGGGGAAGAGAUGGUGGUGAAAUAUCUACGCGAGAUUUGCAAAAAAUGGUUCAAGCAUUGCCGCAAUACACUGAGCAAGUGGAAAAGAUUUCACUCCAUGUGGAGAUAGCUGGAAAGAUCAACACAAUUAUCAGAGCAACAGAACUUAGAGAGCUCGGACAGCUGGAACAAGAUCUUGUUUUUGGGGAUGCUGGAGCAAAGGAAGUUAUUCAAUUUUUAAGAAAGCAGAGUACACCUGAAAAUAAGUUGCGUUUGUUGAUGAUUUAUGCAAUUGUCUAUCCUGAAAAGUUUGAGGGUGAUAAAGCUUCAAAGCUAAUGCAGUUGGCAAAACUAUCACCUGAUGACAUGAAAGUUAUCACUAACAUGCAACUGCUGGCGGGAUCACAUAAGAAGAAAUCAUCUGGUGGAGAAGGUGCUUUCUCACUCAAGUUCAAUAACCAGAAGAUAAAACAUGCAGCACGCAAAGAUCGGACCGGUGAAGAGGAAGAAACGUGGCAACUAUUUCGAUUUUUUCCCAUGUUAGAGGAACUCAUUGAAAAGCUCAAUAAGGGUGAAUUACCUAAGACUGAAUAUUCGUGUAUAAAUGAGCCAAUUAAAAGUAGUGCCCGGGGAGGUCCAGCAAAAAACAGCAAAGUUCCCCAAACAGCCCCAACCACUGCUCCUAAUUCAAUUAGAUCUAGGAGGACAGCAAACUGGGGAAGAUCUCGUACUUCAGAUGAUGGAUAUUCAAGUGACUCCACGUUGAAGAAUGUGCUUACUGAUUUCAAGAAGAUGGGAAAGCGAAUCUUUAUAUUUAUUAUUGGCGGGGCUACUCGAUCCGAGCUGCGAGUUUGUCACAAGUUGACAACAAAAUUAAAAAGGGAAGUAAUCCUAGGUACUACUUCCAUGGACGAUCCUCCGCAAUAUAUGACGAAAUUAAGGACAUUGGGCGAACGCCCAGUUGAACAACCAUUGAAUGGCCUCGGCAUAUAACAUUUUUCCGGAAACUGAUAAUUACAAGCAGGUUGGCGACAUCCCUUUUGUAUCAAUUAUAAUUUAUAAAUAUCCCUAAUUGUUUAUACAUUAGAAAGUUUAAACUUUAUACCCUCUACACAAACAAGGGAUGAACACAGCGACCCUUUCAAUUUUUUUGAUAUACAAAUUUUGUUAAAACAUCACA
This is a messenger RNA of Vigna unguiculata (cowpea), 2274 nucleotides long. RefSeq names its product protein transport Sec1a-like. Lineage: Eukaryota; Viridiplantae; Streptophyta; Magnoliopsida; Fabales; Fabaceae. Gene Ontology annotation, biological process: vesicle-mediated transport. The record is from RefSeq and is a predicted model, not a curated record.